Megalops cyprinoides (Indo-Pacific tarpon) is the source of this 3329-nucleotide messenger RNA. Its product is annotated as kinesin-like protein KIF11-B. NCBI's taxonomy places the organism in Eukaryota, Metazoa, Chordata, Actinopteri, Elopiformes, Megalopidae. Gene Ontology annotation, molecular function: plus-end-directed microtubule motor activity; ATP binding; microtubule binding. Bases 153 to 3329 code for a protein of 1058 amino acids. Gene Ontology annotation, cellular component: nucleus; spindle microtubule. The transcript is spliced from 23 exons. Gene Ontology annotation, biological process: microtubule-based movement; mitotic spindle assembly. The record is from RefSeq and is a predicted model, not a curated record.
UUGUACUUUACGUUUUUUAAAUUGAACUGGUUAGCUAACCAGCUUGAGGAAAACAUUGUGUUUUUUACGGAUUUAACUGGCGGAGUCACCGGACACACUCAGGGGAAUAACGGGAUACAGGAAAGACUGGAAACCGGUCGCACUGCGCCAGAAUGUCUUCGUUCAGCUCCAGCAGCAGCAAAAAAGAAGAAAAGGGAAGAAACAUCCAAGUUGUUGUAAGAUGCAGACCUUUCAACACGACGGAACGCAAAACGGGCUCCCAUUCUGUAGUUGAAUGCGACCCCAAUAGAAGGGAGGUAAACGUGCGUACUGGCGGAGUUGGCGAUAAAGCAGCUAGAAAGACCUACACCUUCGACAUGGUUUUCGGACCUUCAGCAAAGCAAAUUGAAGUGUACAGAAGUGUCGUAUGUCCUAUCUUGGAUGAAGUCAUCAUGGGAUAUAACUGUACUGUUUUUGCGUAUGGACAGACGGGAACUGGUAAAACCUUCACGAUGGAGGGUGAAAGAUCUCCAGAUGAGGAGUUUACCUGGGAAGAGGACCCCCUGGCUGGUAUAAUUCCCCGGACACUCCACCAGAUCUUUGAGAAACUGUCUGAGAACGGGACGGAGUUCUCAGUCAAGGUGUCCCUGCUGGAGAUUUAUAACGAGGAGCUCUUUGAUCUGCUCAGCCCCUCCCCUGAUGUCACGGAGCGGCUCCAGAUGUUUGAUGACCCUCGUAAUAAGCGAGGGGUCAUCAUCAAGGGUCUGGAAGAAAUUACCGUGCACAACAAAGACGAGGUGUACCAGAUUCUGGAGCGAGGUGCAGCCAAGAGAAAAACCGCCUCCACCCUGAUGAAUGCAUAUUCCAGCCGUUCCCACUCUGUAUUCUCCGUCACGAUUCACAUGAAGGAGACCACCACCGAUGGGGAAGAGCUGGUCAAGAUAGGCAAACUGAAUUUGGUUGAUCUCGCCGGCAGCGAGAACAUCGGCCGUUCGGGGGCCGUGGACAAACGCGCCCGCGAGGCGGGAAACAUCAACCAGUCCCUGCUGACGCUGGGCCGCGUGAUCACGGCGCUGGUGGAGAGGACGCCUCACGUGCCGUACAGGGAGUCCAAGCUCACCCGCAUCCUCCAGGACUCCCUCGGCGGCCGCACCAAAACCUCCAUCAUCGCCACCGUCUCCCCCGCCUCCAUCAACCUCGAGGAAACUCUGAGCACCCUGGACUAUGCCAAUAGAGCGAAGAACAUCAUGAACAAGCCAGAAGUGAACCAGAAGCUUACAAAGAGGGCGCUUAUCAAGGAGUACACUGAGGAAAUCGAACGUCUGAAACGGGAUCUGGCUGCAUCCCGGGACAAGAACGGAGUAUAUCUGUCAUGUGAAAACUUUGACUCCAUGAACAGCAAAAUCGCAGCACAAGAGGAGCAGAUCACAGAAUUCGCAGAGAAGAUUUCAGCCAUGGAAGAAGAGCUCAAGAGGGUGACGGAUCUGUUCUCAGACAGCAGGCGUGAGCUGGAGCAGGUGACAGAGAGCCUGCAGGACGCCAGGCUGCAGCUGGAGUGCGCCCACCAGGAGCUGCAGGACACCAAGCAGAGGCUGAUGGAGGAGGAGUACAUUGUGUCUGAGCUGGAGACCACGGAGGGGAGGCUGUACAGCACUGCCAACCAGUUACUGACAACGGUUGACGUCAGCACCAGAGACGUCUCUGGUCUGCAUGAAAAGCUGGAUAGAAAGAAGGCAGUGGAGGAACACAACGCCGAAAUGCAGCAGGGCUUUGCAAACCAGAUGGAGUCCAUGUUCAGCCAAAUGCAGAAAUCCGUGGAGCAGCAGAGCGCUAAACACCAGGGAAUGAUCAGCUUCUACAAAACGUCAGUCGCUGAUCUCUUGAAAGUAAACACCACAGCAUUCACUGAGGCCACGUCAACCGUUACCGGGUCUUUUCAAAGCAUCAAAGAUCUGGUCAGCAGCAGUGUGACGAAAUGUCUGACGGAGAUGGAGCAGCAGGAAUCACUGUGUCACAAGACUAAGGAAACCCUGCAGCGUGUUUUGGAGGAACACAAGCUGGAGAUGGAGAGGGAAGUAUUUGCCGUGAUCAUGCCCGGGCUCAACGCUGUGAUGGAGAUGAAUGACAGUUUGAAGCGCACAUUGCAGAGUCAUGCUGAACUGGCAGAAAAGAUGGAGAGCAUGAAGACAGAGAUGACCUCAUUCUUUGGCGACCAUGCGCAAGCCCUGGCCAGGCUGCGGGAGACAGCGACCGCCGGGCUCAGCUCCCUGCAAGCGGACCAGGAGAACCUGAAGCAGCAGAUCAGCAAGGCCAGCCAGAAGCACGAGACGGGGAUGUCCCAGGUGCUGUCUUGCCUGCAGAAUCAGUUGAACCUCCUGGCUCUGGAGACCAAAGGUGACUUCAGUGAGCUCUUGACUCGGUCAGAUGCAGUCCAGGUGCCCGUGGCUUCUCUCCAGAAGAACGUAGAAAUGCAGUGCACGGCCGCAGAGCAGAGCGCCGUGGCUCAGCAGGGCCAGCUGGAGUCGUCCGCGGACGGCCUGAUGGCCGAGAUUCGGUCGGUGGCCGAGGAAGGCAGGCAGACGCUGGAGGAGUGUGCGAGCCACUGCGGCUAUCUGAAGGCCUCCCUCACCAAGCUGGGAGAGGAGACUGUCCAGUGGUGCGAGACUACCAGGGUCAGCGCUGACUCCUUCGCUGACGAGCAGCUGUCCAUCAUAAGAGCCGGCAAGGCUUCUACACAGACACUGCUGCAGAACGUGGAUGCGAGAUGUGAUGCCAUUGUCCAGGAGGCGAGCGGGCAGCUGAGCCAGCAGCAGAGCGGCCUCGAGCACACUCUGCAAGCCCUGGAGACGCAGAUCCGUGCAGACCAGGACACGCUGCAGCUCCACGCAGCACAGCUGGCUGCCCAUCCAAGCGAGGGGCUCGCCAAGGUCUACACCUUCCUGAAGGAGGAGCUCCGGCAGGACAUCCCUACAGGCAAAACCCCACAGCGCCAGGAUUACAGCUACCCCAGAGUCCUGGCAAAGAGCAGGAAGAGAGACGAACUGCUGGAGCAAUUCAGGAAGCAACAGCAGGAGCUGGAGGCAGCUCUCUCUACAUGCGAGACUGUAAAAGAGGAACAGGUUGACCAGGACUCUCUAGAGGAUGAGGUCAGCAACUCCAAUGACAGCACCAUCCCUGAGCAGUCAUACACUGAAGAGAGCAUUAUGUGCAACGAGAGUGGACGAGCCCCAUUCUUCAAGCGCAAGAAAGGUGGCAAGAAAGAAAACAAAUCUCUCGAUCAAUCAAAGACAACAGAAAACAAAGAAUCAACACCUUUGCGGUCCAGGCUUCCCCUCAGAGUUCAGAACUAG